GCCAAAUGUGCAUAUAUCAUCAUCAUCAUGGCUGUGUACUGGUGCACCGAAGUGAUCCCCCUGGCUGUCACCUCCCUCAUGCCUGUGGUAUUUUUCCCUCUGCUUGGAGUUCAGAGCUCUAAAUCAGUGUGCUUGCAGUACCUAAAUGACACAAACAUGCUCUUUGUUGGAGGGCUCAUCGUUGCAAUUUCUGUUGAACAGUGGAAUCUGCACAAAAGGAUUGCGCUGAGGGUUCUUCUGAUUCUUGGGGUGAAACCUGCACUCCUCAUGCUGGGAUUUAUGAUAGUCACUGCCUUCCUGUCCAUGUGGAUAAGUAACACAGCCACCACUGCCAUGAUGGUUCCCAUUGUCCAGGCUGUCCUGGAUCAAAUGGACAACACAGAGUAUGAUGUGACCAUGAUGGAACAAGCAACUGGGCAAACAAAUACUGUGAUUGAGCUGGAGGAAAAGGGCACAUCAGAUCCCACUGCAGUGCAUGUCACAAGCAAUGGACAAGUCCCUGAUGACCCCAGGUCUUCUGAGGAAAAUAAAAUGAAGAAACGUAUAUGCAAGGGGAUGACACUGUGUGUGUGCUAUGCUGCCAGCAUUGGAGGAACUGCAACGCUCACUGGAACAGGACCAAACAUGGUACUGAAGGGAUAGAUGAACAGGUUGUACCCCAACAAUAAUGAUGUUGUGAAUUUUGCUUCCUGGUUUGGAUUUGCAUUUCCAAACAUGAUUCUGAUGUUGGUGCUAGCUUGGCUUUGGUUACAGUGCUCCUUCAUGGGACUCAACUUUAAAAAAAGCUGGGGCUGUGGAACAGAGAGAACUGCCAAAGAAAAAGCUGCUUACAAUGUGCUGAAGGCAGAAAUGAAGAAGCUAGGCCCUAUAUCUUAUGCUGAAUUCAAUGUCCUCCUCAUGUUUGUAUUGCUGGUGCUCUUGUGGUUUUCCAGACACCCAGGCUUUGUAAAAGGUUGGGCCACCAGACUCUUCCCAGAAGGAGAAAAGUAUAUCACUGAUUCUGCUCCAGCUGUGUUUAUUGCCCUGCUAUUGUUUAUCCUUCCUGCUCAUAAGCCCAAAUUCAUAGCCUGGAAUUCAAGCAUGUCUGACCCUGAACAGACUGAAGAAGAUAUAAAAAAGCCAUUUUUAUCAGCCCCGCUGCUAGACUGGAAUGUGGUUCAGAGGAAGAUGCCCUGGAGCAUUGUGCUGCUGCUGGGAGGAGGUUUUGCUUUGGCUGAUGCAAGCGCAAACUCUGGGCUCUCAGCCUGGCUGGGUCAUCAGAUGACUCCACUGGGAUCUAUCCCACCAUGGGCCAUUGCGACAGUGCUCUCGCUUAUCAUAGCUGUCUUCACUGAGUGCACCAGCAACGUCGCCACGGCCACUCUCUUCCUGCCUGUCUUUUCAUCCAUGGCUGCAUCUGUCAAGAUCCACCCUUUGUAUGUUAUGCUGCCUGGUACUCUCAGUGCUUCCUUUGCCUUCAUGCUCCCUGUUGCAACACCACCAAACGCAAUCGUGUUUUCCUACGGACACAUCCGUGUUUUGGAUAUGGUUAGAUCUGGAAUAGUGAUGAACAUCAUUGGAGUCCUCUGUGUCACACUGGCCAUCAACACAUGGGGAAGACCUAUGUUUGACCUGGACACAUUCCCAACCUGGGCAAACAGUACAACGCAUCAGUGAGCAGUG
Acanthisitta chloris (rifleman) is the source of this 1662-nucleotide messenger RNA. It is a transcript of the gene SLC13A5, whose product is annotated as solute carrier family 13 (sodium-dependent citrate transporter), member 5. Gene Ontology annotation, cellular component: membrane. Gene Ontology annotation, molecular function: succinate transmembrane transporter activity; sodium:dicarboxylate symporter activity; citrate transmembrane transporter activity. The transcript has 12 exons. NCBI's taxonomy places the organism in Eukaryota, Metazoa, Chordata, Aves, Passeriformes, Acanthisittidae. The record is from RefSeq and is a predicted model, not a curated record. Gene Ontology annotation, biological process: monoatomic anion transmembrane transport; citrate transport.